Molecule: messenger RNA, 990 nt
Organism: Penicillium manginii
Lineage: Eukaryota; Fungi; Ascomycota; Eurotiomycetes; Eurotiales; Aspergillaceae
Product: arylamine N-acetyltransferase family protein
Exons: 3
Coding region: 1-990 (329 amino acids)
Molecular function (GO): acetyltransferase activity
Source: RefSeq, a predicted model, not a curated record
AUGCCUGCAACAAAGCUGCCCACAAGCCCUUACACCCUCAAUACGGAUGAAUUAGAGCUGUACCUUCAGCGUAUUCGAUAUGCCGACAACGCCGCUCCGACGGCUGCUGGGCAUCCACGCCUAGAACAACUCCGCAGGUCGAUGGAAGAUGAUUUACUGACAGCCCUAACAGAAUUGCAACGGCGGCAUCUGGCUGCAAUCGCCUGGGGAAAUACGGCUCUACACUACUCAAACCACCAUUCGAUCUCAAUCCAUCCUGCCUGUGUUUUCAAGAAGCUGGUGGUCCGUUGCCUUGAUGGGUACUGUAUGGAGAACACCAAUCUCCUCUACAUGGUACUUUGCUCGCUCGGAUAUCAGGUGUAUGCGACCGGAGGCCGAGUGAGUCGUGCUGUCGUUACUGGAGAUUCAACUGAGGACGGUUAUAUAUCCUUGAGCCACAUGAUUCUAAUCGUGACUAUCGCCGGCAACAAGUACAUGGUUGAUGUCGGUCUCGGCCGUAACACUCCCACCAGUCCUUUCUUGCUGCAAGAGAACAACACAGCCCCACUAAUCGCGCCGAGCGAUAUGUCCUUAAUCAGGGCACCUCUUGCAGACUUCAUCGAUCAAACCCAGAAGGUCUGGGUCUAUCAAGCUCGGAAGGACCCUUACAACCCGUGGAUCCCGCAAUACUCGUUCUCUGAGAUUGAAUUCCUCUUCGAGGAUUUCACCAUGAUCAACUUUUUUACGAGCAAGAGUCGCGCAAUGUUGUUCACGCAGAAACUGGCGUGUACCCGAGUCAUCCUGGAUGAGCAACACCUUGAUCCUAUUGGGAUCUACAUCCUGGCUGGGAGAGAAGUUAAGAGAGUGCUUCAUGGGAAGACCGAGACGUUGCAGGAGUUGAAAACGGAGGAGGAUAGAGUCAGUGCAUUGGCCGAGUAUUUCAACAUGCAGUUUCAUGCUCAUGAGGUUGAGGGUAUUCGCGGGCUACCAUCUGAGAUCAAACCUAGGUAG